Messenger RNA from Dromiciops gliroides (monito del monte), 1934 nucleotides. RefSeq names its product transmembrane protein 222 (gene TMEM222). The transcript has 6 exons. Bases 50 to 688 code for a protein of 212 amino acids. Lineage: Eukaryota; Metazoa; Chordata; Mammalia; Microbiotheria; Microbiotheriidae. The record is from RefSeq and is a predicted model, not a curated record.
AAGUGACGCAGCCCAGAGCGGCUCCGGGCGGCCGGAGGUAGCAAGAGCCAUGGCAGAGGCGGAAGCGGAAGGAUGCUCCCUGCUGCUGCCGCCAAUGCCCCCUCAGGGGAUGGCGGAAGUGGAGGCGGCAGACGAAGCAGCGAUGAAGCAGUUCCGUGGAAGCGGCGGUGGCGGCAGCGGCGGGGUCGUAGGCAUGGACGUGGAGCGAAGUCGCUUUCCCCACUGCGUGGUGUGGACGCCCAUUCCCUUGCUCACGUGGGUUUUCCCCAUUAUUGGCCACAUGGGCAUCUGCACUUCCACAGGCAUCAUUCGGGACUUCGCAGGCCCCUACUACGUCUCGGAAGACAAUAUGGCCUUUGGAAAGCCUGUGAAGUACUGGAAGCUGGACCCCUCCAAAGUGCAUGCCGGCCGGCCUAAUGCCUGGGACACUGCGGUCCACGAGGCGUCAGAAGAAUAUAAGCAUCGAAUGCACAAUCUCUGCUGUGACAAUUGCCACUCCCAUGUGGCCCUGGCCCUCAACCUGAUGCGCUACAACAACAGCUCCCGCUGGAACAUGGUGAAGGUCUGCUUCUUCUGCCUGCUCUACGGGAAAUAUGUCAGCUUCGGGGCAUUUGUGAAGACCUGGCUCCCCUUUGUCCUCCUCUUGGGCAUCAUUGUCACUACUGCCUUCGUCUUCAACCUGCGGUGAUGGCUACACCCUAACUCUGGCCCCUUCAGUUUGGAGGCCUCAGCUAGAAGGAGACUGGGCUUGCCGUACUCACUCCCUGCCCUACUGUCCUGGAGCUGGCUGCUGGCCCUAGACUCCUGUCUCCUUUGGUUACAGAUACCUCUCCCUCCCAAAACUACCAGAGCCUGCCUGUGAGCUUGGAGCCCAAACCUGAGAGACUGAGAUGAUGACCCUGGAAGGGGCCAGUUACUCCUAGUUCUGUUUUAGCCAUGCCAGGGCCCUUCCUCUUCUCCCCGCUCCCCAGGAUGGAGCAGCUGGCCUUCCCUCACCUUGUGGGUUCUUGCAGGAUGCUCUCAGGGCAGGGGGUUGGCUCUCCUCCCAAAGCCAGAAUCCUUCCCUCCCCUUCCCGAUCUUUCCCAUUGAGCCCUGCAUCCUGGCACGGCCUGCCUCUGCCCCUGCCACAGGCUUUCUGGGCCUUGUCUCUGUCUCCCCCACCCCUCCAUAUGGGCCCAGAUCCCUGUCUCGGGGAAGGGCAGAAGGGCAGGCAUAGAUUCAGUCAUUCUAGCCUAGUUGAGGCCCCACCCAAGGCAGUACAGAAGUUCUGGCUUUGGGAAUGAGGUGCCCUGGUUUUUCCACCACCACCUAGCCUCUCACCUCUAAUUCUCCUUCUCUACCAGGAGUAGGUAAUAGAUUAGGUAUAACCAGAAGGGUGGGGAUAAUCACUGCUAUGCUAGCCAAGAAAUGGAGGGGAAGGUGCCCGUCUCCCCCAUCUUCAGAGGCAUGGUCCCCCUGCUCAGGCCACUUCCCUUGCUCAGGGCCUUGACCUCUAGUUUAGGGCAGAGGGUGAUUGGCUGCCCCCACUUCUCCCAUCAGUUUUACCAUGGAGGGAGACAAAUGUUAGCAAUUCCUGGCCCAGGCAGGAGGUCCCACUUCUGUAGGCCAAUAGUUCCUCCCCUUAACCAUGGAGUGAGGGCAGGGGGACUGAACCAUAGUGGGAACUCCAAAGGGCGAUGUAUCACAGUGCCCAGGGCCACAGUGCCCAGCCCUUGUGGGCCUCUCCCAGAAGGGCAUGCACUAGGGAGUCUUCCUCACUGGGGCACCUCUCAAUUUAGUCACCCCUUUUCUCAUCAUGUUAUCUGAUUAGGGCCUGGCCUUUCCAACCCCUUGCCAAACAGAUCUAACCUACUGUGUCCCCACCCCUUUGAAGGGCUCCUAUGGAAAGGGGGCUCACCAGGCAGGGCCAAUAAAGAGGUUUGACUCCAGCCAA